AUGCAGGAUGUACCUGAUUUUUACUUGACAUCGUAUAUCGUUCUCCUGGGCGUGGAUGGCAAUGGUCGACAACGCCGAAUAUUGGUUGCUGCAAUUCAACCAGUUCACCUGAUACACCAUGCAUUUAACGAGUCAUAUCGCCUUCCCCGGCUCCCAUGUCACUUUCAGUGGCCCGUGCACGACACAACACCCAAUCACCCCAAGCCACGCCCACAUGAUUCACGGGACCCCUGGAAUCCUUCUUACGAGCCUGCGGACAGCCACUGGUGCUCUUCUCGCCAGAGCUCCCCGCUGUUCCUUCGAGGAUUUAGUCGGAGUAGGUGCAGGGUGAUGAAGACCUUUGUUCAGAGGUGA
Molecule: messenger RNA, 354 nt
Organism: Laccaria bicolor S238N-H82
Lineage: Eukaryota; Fungi; Basidiomycota; Agaricomycetes; Agaricales; Hydnangiaceae
Exons: 6
Coding region: 1-354 (117 amino acids)
Source: RefSeq, a predicted model, not a curated record